Messenger RNA from Cuscuta campestris, 4336 nucleotides. Lineage: Eukaryota; Viridiplantae; Streptophyta; Magnoliopsida; Solanales; Convolvulaceae. The record is from the annotation of a GenBank genome assembly.
UCUAAAAAAUGUUGUAUAACUCAUAUCUGGCCAUCUGGGAAGCUUCCAUGGAAAAGAAUUAAAGCUGGGAAACUCAGCAUCUGAAAGUACAAUGGUGCUGUAAAUAAGAGAUGAGGAUCUUCCGCCUAUGCCGCUGCUGCUUUCCAUUAUUGAUUGGGUGGUCAAGGUGAUAUACACAAUGCAAAGAAGCUUUGAUUGUCUUCUGACAUGUUGGGACAUGAAGUCGCCGCUGCCACCUAUCACCGGCCGCCACUGCCAGUUGCCGGUCACCUGUUGCCGGUCUAUGUGGACUGUUCGUCAGCUUGAAUCAACAAUGAAGUCCAGCGUUCAGCUUGAAUCGGUAGUUUUCCACCUAACUCCAACUCGAACAAGAUGUGAUUUGAUUAUCAUAGCUAAUGGUAAGAAAGAGAAAAUUGCUUCCGGCCUGUUACAUCCUUUUCUUGCUCACCUGAAGUCUGCUCAGGAUCAAAUUGCAAAGGGUGGUUACUCAAUUUUUCUUGAACCACAUUCUGAGAGUACUAUUUCAUGGUUUACAAAAGGAACUGUGGAAAGGUUUGUUCGUUUUGUGAGCACCCCAGAUAUCCUAGAAAGAGCAAACAUCAUAGAAUCUGAGAUCAUACAGAUUGAGGAAACUAUUGCCAUACAAGGGAAAAAUCACAUUCAACAUGGCCUUGAAAGCAUUCCAUGUCAGGCUGCUUCCUCGUGUCCAGGUAACAAAUCCAAGGCAGUUGUUAAUGAUGAUAAAGCUGUUGUCCUUUACAAGCCUGAGGAGCAUCAACCUGAAACAACCGGUUCAUUUUCACCAGAUGGGAAUUCCAGAGAACAAGUGCUGAAAAUCUUAGAGGCUCGUAAAUCAGCACUUGAAAAAGAACAGUGUAUGGCCUUCGCGCGUGCUAUAGCUGCUGGUUUUCAUGUUGACGACAUGCCUCUCUUGCUUUCCUUCGGAAAAUGCUUUGGAGCUUCACGUUUGAGGGAGGCCUGCUUAAGAUUCAUGGAACUCUGGAAGAAAAAAUCUGAGUUUGGAAAGCGACUUGAAAUUGGAGCAGUAGAAGCAGUGGACAACAGCCUAAGAUAUUUAUCUGAUAUGAAUCCACCUGGUAUUAUGUUUUCUAAUGUCUCUCAUUCCAACAUCGAGAUGGCUUCAGAGAGUAAUGAGAAGCUAAUCACAGAGUGUACUGCAGGUGAAAUGCCUCAUAUGGAUCAUCAUGUGCGAAAGGGCCAGCAAGAAAACCUUCAAGGCCAGUUUUCUUCCUGGUCAAUGAAAUCCCCUGUUCCUGCCCAACCUCUUUUGCAACCAUACCAUGUCCAAGAAGUGCCAUACUAUUCCACGUAUUCACAAAAUAACCAUUUUUAUCCACCUUACAGUGUGGAGGACCCUCAAAUGGGUGUCAUGCAGAGAUUUAGACAAAAAAGACAAUCAGCCUAUGAGAAAAAUAGCCAAACUGCAAGCUUUCUGGAUAACUCAGUGUGGGAUUAUGAAAAUCCACAGUAUCAAAAGCAGAUGAAGAUAGAAGGAUGGUCCAAAAAUGGGCAGCCGAGAAAGAUCGUCACUCAGAAUAUUGGUUACAUCUCAAAAACAAAUAGCUUCACCAGUAAGAAUUCUGAAUCAGCUUCUGAAGCUGAAAGCAAUGUAGACACUGGGGAUCUUCUUGACAGCUAUCUCCAGCUGCAAAAUGAUGUUUCUCUGUCAUCUAAAGCAAAAGGCAGCAAUCCAAAUUUAUAUGAUAAUCAUGGGAAAGUUAAUAAAGUUGAAAUUGAUGGUGGGCACUGGCUAGCAUUUCAAAACAUAUUAUUUGGAGAAUCCCAUGAAGAUAAUUGCUCUGAAAAAGAUCACAUCUUUGUAAUGGAAAAAGGGCUAAGGAGACAGAACAGUCCUACUGGUGAAUAUCAUACUGCUCUUGUUGAUGAUAAUAGGGAGAGUGACAUCCAUGGAAUCAGUAUAGACCUGCCUUUCUGCAUUCCCAGCAUAUCGAGUGAUAAAGAUUUACAUUCUCACAGGAACUGGAGCAACGAUAUGGGGCCCAAUGACCAAUUGGACCUUUAUUAUGCUGAGACAAAUGGAAAAAAGUCAAUAAAUACACUCCCUGAAAAUGAACAUCGGGCUGUGACUAAUAAACUUGUGAAAACUUCCUCACAAAAUAUGGUUGAUGAAUCUUUUGUGGUAGUACCUAUUAGGUCAAUGCUUUUCAAUGACACUGUACCAAAAUAUAUAACUACCUUUGAUAUGGACUAUGAGCUUCCUACAACUACUAGAAACACAGAAAACAACUCAAAUGGAGUUAAAAUCCAAACUGUUCAUGAGCCUAGUGAUCUCAGCCUGAUGCCUAAACGUGAGAUGGAAACAAGCUCUAGCGGUUACAAUGCCACUGUAGACUAUGAAAUGCAAGCUCAUUUUGAAGAUGGUGCUUCAUGGGAAGAAUGGAAGAAAGAAAAGAAGGAAGCAUCCACCAUAAUGAAAGAAAUGCAUAAGAAAUUGGAGAAAGACCAGAGGGCAAAAGCUGAUUUAGAUAGCAAAAAGACUCUAGGAGCGAUAAGAAGAGGAAAGGUAGCAAAGACAAGUCAUGUAAAUGGUGCACAAGUGCAUGUCGAGAGCUUAAGAUCCUUCAAAGCUGAUAUUGAGAAGAUGAAAAAGGAAAAGGAAGAGGCAGAUAUUAAACGUGUAGAAGCUUUAAAAUCGGUAAGGCAAAAGAGAAUUGCAGCAAGAGGCACCUUGAAUUCUAGUCAUUCAGUGGCACCCCAAUCACAAAACAGAAGGGUUCCAACAAAAGUAUCCCCCACCCCUGUCAGAUGGUCAAAGUUCAGUGAUUCAGAACCUGGAUCAUCAUCACCGUUACAGAGAUCCAAAUUAAGAACUCCACUUAUAUCAACUAAUUCACCCGAGGAUUCAAAGUCGCAUAAAUUGAGUGAAGGGCUAUUGAGAAAUAAUCUGUUAAAAAAAUCAGCACCAUCAUGGGCUGAUCCCACCAAAGAAAGCAAUAUUAGUGCGACACCUAAUUCAAAAGCAUCCAUGGCAAGGCUUAGAAGGUUAUCUGAGCCUAAAAUUGUGAACUGGCCUGUUGCAUCAGUCAAGGCACAUAGUCCUGGGACAGUGUCAAAGGCGAAGAUUCAUAGUUCUGAAACAGUGAUGAAACCAAAUAAAUCUGGACAACCUGAAAACAGAAAAAUAUCAGUAAUCGUGGACCUUGAUACAAGGAAGGGUGCAACUCUUCCUGAACUGAGAGAUCUGAAAGGGCUUUCAGAAAAUGUGAAUGAUUCCAGACCUCCAUUAAAUUCUGAGAAUGUGAAAUCAUUCACUGAUGAUGAAAAUUUUUCACGUGACUCUGACGGAGAUGAAAAUAUUGUGGAGAAGAAUGUUGUAAUGCUUGAGUAUGAUAGUUCGUCCUUACCUGUUGCCCCAUCUGAAGAAAAUAUUGGAGUAUGUGACCAGCAGUAUGACAGUCAUGGCAUACGGGAGAAAAGCUCACUAACAUGUGAACAUGCUUCCAUAGAUGCACCUCCUUCACCCUUUGUGGGAUUUGUUAGGAAUCCUAUCCUUGGCUUGUCUAAGGGGCAACCUAAUUCACCUGAGGUAUUGCCGGUUGGAACAAGUUAUGCAUAUGAGACAUCCAAAUUUGCAAAUACUGACCCUGGUGGAAAACCUUAUGAAGCUUCUCAGGCUCAUAUCACCUCUUUAGAAGAACCUUGUACUGUAAACUUACAGUAUCACAAAGCACCACUAGCAAUCAAAGACUUGGGAUCGGAAGAGCCAGUUAAAGCACACGUCGAAGAUGUUACAGCGGUUGGAGAGUAUGAACUUCGAGAUUCUUCUGCAAAGGUUCAAGUUAAGGAGUCACUAAGAGGCAUCCGGCGGCUCUGGAAGUUUGGUAAGAAGAAUCAAUCUGGCAGUGAAUGUGAUAAAACUCUUGAACCAGACCAAAAAAGUUUUCAUGGGCUAAAGCAGGAUGUUCAUGCAGCAUGUACUACUUCAUUAAGUGAAGACCAUAUCUCCCUCUAGCACGGAGAUGUACAAUUGAGGGCUAAAAGAAUUAAGAAGCAUGGUGGGUUUUAAAGGAUACUUUUCCAAGUGAACUCUACUUUUUCAACAAAGCAAAAAAUAAUGAAUGCAAACCAGAUGCGAUGGAACAGUUUAUACUUUGAAGAGUUUGAUGUCACAAGAUGAAACCUCAGCCAGUGAUAAUGAUGUUCAGAAGAGUGAGCACAAGUGCUGCACCUGCUUAUCAUGACAAGGAAAAGAAGCUGUUAUUCAAAAAAACUGACAUCAUAAAACAAUGGUUCACUCAAGUAAGUCAUUUUGUUAAUUGUAUGUUGUUGAGCUUAAUAAACUCCACUGCAGGUU